AUGGCCCCUUCUGCUGUUGCUGUUGAGGAGGUCGGCCAAGCCCCGAUUGUUGUGAAGGCUCUUGACGAUGCUUCCGCCUCGUCGGCCACGGAAGCGGCCACCUGGAUGCAGAAGCCGCUGGGCCCAGAGGUGACGGCACUCAUGGGCCACUGGGACGAUGGGUUUGGCUUUGCGCCGAUCCGUGAGAGCCAGGUGUCACGGGCCAUGACGCGGCGCUACUUCCAGGACCUGGACAGCUAUGCUGAGUCGGACAUUGUCAUCAUCGGGGCCGGUUCGUGCGGGCUCAGCGCCGCGUACACGCUGGCCAAGCUGCGGCCAGAUCUGCGCAUCGCCAUCCUGGAGGCGGGUGUGGCGCCAGGCGGCGGAGCCUGGCUGGGCGGUCAGCUGUUCUCGGCCAUGGUGAUGCGCAAGCCGGCUGACGUCUUUCUGCGCGAGGUCGGCGUGGCCUACGAGGAUGAGGGCGACUUUGUUGUCGUGCGCCACGCGGCCAUCUUCACGUCCACGGUCCUGUCCAAGGUGCUGCAAUUUCCCAAUGUGAAGCUGUUCAACGCGACGGCCGUCGAAGAUCUGAUUACGCGCAAGACCGACGGAGAUGACAAGCAUGCAGUCCGCAUCGCCGGCGUCGUUACCAACUGGACGCUCGUGUCGCUGCACCACGACGACCAGUCGUGCAUGGACCCCAACACGAUCAACGCACCCGUGGUCAUCUCGACCACCGGCCACGAUGGCCCCAUGGGCGCUUUCUCCGUCAAGCGACUCGUCAGCAUGCAGGCCCUGGACCGUCUUGGCGGCAUGCGUGGCCUCGACAUGCAGAUGGCCGAGGACGCCAUCGUGCGUAACACCCGCGAGGUCGUCCCCGGCCUUAUCGUCGGCGGCAUGGAGCUGUCCGAGGUCGACGGGGCCAACCGCAUGGGCCCAACAUUUGGCGCCAUGGCCCUCAGCGGCGUGAAGGCCGCCGAGGAGGCCCUCAAGGUCUUUGAUCUGCGCAAGAAGCAGAAUGCCACCUAUUAA
Molecule: messenger RNA, 1011 nt
Organism: Grosmannia clavigera kw1407
Lineage: Eukaryota; Fungi; Ascomycota; Sordariomycetes; Ophiostomatales; Ophiostomataceae
Product: thiazole biosynthetic enzyme
Exons: 1
Coding region: 1-1011 (336 amino acids)
Biological process (GO): thiamine biosynthetic process
Source: RefSeq, a predicted model, not a curated record